Sorex araneus (European shrew) is the source of this 476-nucleotide messenger RNA. It is a transcript of the gene GON7, whose product is annotated as GON7 subunit of KEOPS complex. The transcript is spliced from 2 exons. The record is from RefSeq and is a predicted model, not a curated record. Lineage: Eukaryota; Metazoa; Chordata; Mammalia; Eulipotyphla; Soricidae. The coding region runs from base 16 to 315 and encodes 99 amino acids. Gene Ontology annotation, cellular component: EKC/KEOPS complex.
AGCCCUGCGGUCGCCAUGGGUGAUGUGUCGGGCAACUACACCGGCCAGGACGGGCAGCAGCAGGAGCUGCGGCCGACCUUCAUGGGCCCCGGCAACGGCGACCCGUACCGGCGGCUGCUGACGGGCAUGGCGCGGAUGCGGGAGAUGGUGAACGAGCUCUUGGAGGCCGUUCAGAACCCGAUCGAGCCGUCCGACUCCGAGGAGGCCUCGGACGGUGAUGAUGAAGAGGAGCAAGAAGAUGAAAAUAACACUGCUGCUAACAACGGUAACUCAGAAGAACCAUCUGCGAAACGAUUUAAAAAUUCAACUUCAUAAGCUUUCCUGGCUUUUCAAAGACCGCUACUUACUUGCCAUGCACUAACUUAUAGAAGAUCAUGUAUAAUUUGGAAAAACAUGAUUUGUUCCUCUGAGACAAUUAUGUCAAAUUUUUUCCUUCUGUUUGCAGCAAAAGAAGAAAAUAAAAGUUUAGAAAUGAA